AGCAGUAGUUGAGAUUCACUUGAGAAUAAUAAAAUUAGUAUUUGGGAUUUUUCGAGUGAUUUAUUGUAAUCUCCGCGAGAUUUUGAUGGCCUGGGACUAACUGAAUUGGUUAUGUGUUUUGUGCUCCAAAGUGCUAAUUAAUCGUUGAAUUGGAUUGAAAUUAAGAGACGGAUGGAUGAACUCAUUGCAUUAUUUUUGGGGAAUGGUCAUAUUCAAGUCAGAAGAAGAAGGAAAAGAAAUCAUCGGUUACGUUUGUAUCGCAGGAAAAUAGGUGAUAUUGUAAAUCCUUUCGAUAUCCCCGAAGGAGAAUUCAUCCGACUCUUCAGUUGCAUCGCAGACCCCUUAGCGCACAAUGAGACGACGGCCCCGUCGCACAAUGGCCGAGUGGACAUCACCCCUCAGCCUCCCACCCGCCUGCCUUCCCCCAUCACCCAAAACCACCAGGUCCAGACUCCGUGUCUGGGACCAACCCUAGUCCCCCCCGCCCUCCACCCCCUACAAAGAUUACCAAGCCUACACCCUCUCCGAGAGUUCCCCAGACAGUGGUUCAGAGGCUCCAUUCUCUCUCCCAGGUCACCACGAGCCCCAGCACGUCCACUCCCCCAGCAAAAGUCCACAACAGUCCAGGACAUUCUCCCGAGAAUGGAAUUAACUACCCAACAUCGAAUCUCGUCCCCCGUCCCCUAGAACCCUGGGGUUCUCAGCAGGUCCUCUCUUGCUGACUCACUCCGUCCGGACGCCCCUGCACAGCUGUUCCAGCAGUUGUAUUGUCCUCGAGAAUGAAGAGGUCAACGGUGAUAACUCCUACAUCGACUCGAGUUAUCAGAGCAUCAAGUUCCAUCCGUUUCAACAGACAACCUGGCAGAAGCGUCACAAAGAGGAGUUUGCUAACACAGUGAAUGCUGCAAGCAAUGGAACAAUGAACAAAGAUGGAGAUCAAGCAAUGAGGUCUUGGACUGAUUGGAAAAAAGGUGUCUUAAUCAGGGCAGCAAGAUUGAGAAGUCACGCUAAGGGCACAGGUGGUGGUGAUCCCCUCGACGACGAUUUGGAUACUCUGGAGAAAGAAUUACUGGACUUCUUAGGACCAGAGUCCUAUAGUAUACCCAAUAUUGAGGAAGGUGGCUUCCCAUCACGACAUUCUUCUUCAACUCGAGGAAAUGAGCCUCCCCAGAAGAAGUUUCGAACUGGGAAUAACCGCACCGUGAGGACUGUCAACUGCACAUCUGGUGGUUAUAACCCUGUUACAUCGUUCGCCCACUCAACACACGUACCAAACAAAAAUGGUCCAACGAGAUCUUUAAAUAAUUUGAAAAAUUAUAAUAUUCAGCCACCUGUGGAGAGGUAUGAGCGAAGCUCGUUCGACGGUCCUGGAAUGAAUUGGCUCAGUCGAAGUGGAAAAGACAAUGGAAAUUAUAAGUAUAAGCUGCACACGUCUGCAACAUUUCACGUCAUUUCUGAUGAAGAGGAAAAUCCAUCCUACAUGCACAGCUCCGGCGAAGAGAAGACUUAUAAAGAAUCAGACCAUCGCCAUGCAGACCAUCGCCAUGCAGACAAUCACCAUGCAGACCAUCACCGUGGAGACACGUACGUGGACUUAGAACAACUCGAUGAGGAGCUGGAUCAGGAGUUCCCUGAUGUUUCCGCGGAGAUUGGCAAUUACUUUCCUGAGCACUACGACAAUGAUGUCACAGAAACAUGGCCAAAUGACACAGGUGAUGCAGGUGAUGCAGGACAAAAAUCCGAUGAGACUAAAACUAAAACGACAACUGCCUGUGAUCCAGCCAAAACUGCUGUGGAACUGCUGGAAAAUAAAAUGGAAUUUAAGAAAGAGGAGUCAGAGGCUACUGUGAAAUACAGAGAACAAAAAAUAAAGCUGGAGAUGCAAAUUUUCGAUUUUGAGAAAGAGAAAUUCAGAGUUGAGGGGCAGAGACAUGAGGAGCUUGUUUCUUCAAUCAAACAGGUCAACGACACGCUCGUCGCAUUGCUACAGAAAUUACCAUAAUGGCGUUUAGUGAGUAAUUUUAAGAAUUUCAGAGUCAUCUCACAAAUUCCAAUGAUUAUUGAUAAUUUUCAUGGGCUGAAAAUAGAAUCUUAACGUCCAUUACAGUCGAAAUUUUUUCAAUUCAUUACUGAAGUGGUAAAGGGUAACAUGUUGAUUUUAAUUAAAUAGAACUAGGGGAGCGUGGGGCAAAAUGAAACAGUAGGAAAAUCUAGUAAUCUGACGGAGAUAGAACGAUUUCAUACAGACCUUCUUUGUAGCUUGUAAAAUUCUCUACAAAAAAGGUCUUUAUGAAAAUCGUCUUAUCUCCCUCAGAUUACUAGAUUUUCCUACUGUUUCAUUUUGCCUCGUGUUUCAUUCUGCCCCACCGUCCCUUACAAUUUCUCUUUGCGGCCAAAGUAAAUCGUUUCUUUUUCAACAUUUGUAAUGAAGAACAAUUGAAAAAAAAUUCAUUACUUCGAAUGAAUACUGUAUGAAUCAAAUCAAAUCUAUUGCCACACUUCUUGUGAUUUUUUAUCCCCUUGUAAAUGCACUGAAAUUCCACGGAUUUUCGUAAUUGAAGAUGCACAUUUUCGAAAAAAAAUCAAAUAAUAAAGGAAAUUUCACUACGAAAUUACAUAAAAUUAAAAUAGAAUGAGUUAUGAUAUUGUAUUGAUAAUGAUGUACUGGCGAUAAUCGUAAUGCUAAUGAAUUGAUGGAAAUAAAGUUUCAAGGAUUAA
Diachasma alloeum is the source of this 2718-nucleotide messenger RNA. RefSeq lists its product as uncharacterized. The transcript has 7 exons. The record is from RefSeq and is a predicted model, not a curated record. The coding region runs from base 920 to 2002 and encodes 360 amino acids. NCBI's taxonomy places the organism in Eukaryota, Metazoa, Arthropoda, Insecta, Hymenoptera, Braconidae.